Messenger RNA from Saxophila tyrrhenica, 459 nucleotides. RefSeq lists its product as uncharacterized. The transcript is spliced from 2 exons. The record is from RefSeq and is a predicted model, not a curated record. The coding region runs from base 1 to 459 and encodes 152 amino acids. NCBI's taxonomy places the organism in Eukaryota, Fungi, Ascomycota, Dothideomycetes, Mycosphaerellales, Extremaceae.
AUGUCCCGCUGCAUGGUAAUCAUCCAGGCAGUUGCCAACGAACAGCCGAAUAAUGGCAGUGAAGUCUUCGCACAAGACCUCCACAUCUUCGAGGCCGCUCACAUGGAGGUCACAGCGGGCUACUUCACAUGGCUGGAUUAUGCACUGGACAACAACACGGACAUCUGGCGUGAGCUUGUUGUCCAGGUGAAGAGGUACGGCUAUGGAUGGUCUUUCGAUGGUUUUCUUGUGUACUUCGCUACCGCUGCCUUACUCACGCAGGCUCUCCUUACUACCGUCCACAUUGUAGCCAUUUUGUCGGGACGUUGGACAUCAAAUGCUUGGAGUAGCAUGGCCUCAAUGCUUGCAAUGGCACUUCGAUCGCAGCGGUCUGCUGUGCCCGCUGACCUUGGCAAUGGGCAUGAGCAAAGCCGGUUGGGACUUUCGAGGGCCGAAACCUUCCUCUUGCUCGAGAGGUGA